Molecule: messenger RNA, 1847 nt
Organism: Salvelinus namaycush (lake trout)
Lineage: Eukaryota; Metazoa; Chordata; Actinopteri; Salmoniformes; Salmonidae
Product: zinc finger and BTB domain-containing protein 40-like
Exons: 3
Coding region: 583-972 (129 amino acids)
Source: RefSeq, a predicted model, not a curated record
AAUUGGUGGCUGACUAAAUACUUUUUUGCCCCACUGUAUAUUAUAUUACUUAUCAUAUCUUUCCGCACACAGCAAAUGUCAGGGCUGUGGUAUCAUAACCGUACCAACCACCCAGAGGUGUUUGCAGGACAGACCCACCGACAGCUCAAGUCUCUGAUGCAGUGCAGUGUAUGUUGUAAGUUCUUCCCUAGUGCCAGGAGCCUGGCCAAGCACCAGAGGAACCCAGGUGAGGACACCCACAGCUGGGGAGAGACCCAGGAAAGGCUUCCAGACCUAACCUACCCUGUCCAUGCUAUUACAUUACAACCACCCCCCCUUUUAUUUGCUUGGGUACACAACUGACGUAAUAUCUUCUUAUUGUUGUUGUUGGAUUAGUGUUGUCCAUCCCUGUUAAGGAAAAUGCCAUUUGGGGUUUUCAUCUCAAAUUAUGUAUUUGUAUUAUGUAUUCCUUCCAAUCCCUUGUGUCUCCUAAAGGCAUGUUUGAUUCUGACGUGCUGCUGGUGGGGAAUCCAGAUCUGCCAUCAGACUCGUCAGUGGUGAAGUGCCUGUACUGCCCCAGCCUGUUCCCCCAGCGAGGCUGAGAUGCAGGAGCACGCCAGCACCAAGCAUUUCAGCCAGGAGGGGGCAGUGUUCGGCUGCUCUCUCUGCCUGCUGGUAUGCCCCUGCCAGCUGCAGGUCCAGGAGCACUUUCUCUCCUGCUACAUAGGGGCGCUAGAGGAGCAGGAGCAGGCCUCCACCUCCCAGAAGACAGAGGAGGACACUGCUGGUGGAGCAGAACAAAUUAUCUCUGUGGACCAAUCCCAGCAGGUGUUUGUUGCCCUGGGAGACGGAGAGGAUGGUCUCUCAAGCACGGAGGUGAUGGCGGUUAAUGUGGAGGACCUACUGAACGGAACCGUCACCUUUAUAUGUGGAGGUGACCUCUGGCCCCUAGUCUCUACUUCCUGGAGAAGGAGGAACUGUCCUUCUCAAUAGUGGCAGCUUGGAAUGAAUGAAACAAACUUGACACUGGCAAUGCCACUGGUUUUGUAUCCUGUAAGAGCUGUAAAUAUUGAGAUGGUGUGUACACUUAUACACUAAGUGACAAAGCGUAACCUUUGAACCCUCAGGAUUGGUGUCUUUUUAUUAAUAAUCAGUCACUCUGUUAUUGCCCUGUGUAGAGCUGUAUAUGAAUCUUUCUGUAUUUAUUUCCUUUUGAACUGGCGUGUGAAGGUUUGGUUGAUAAAUCUGUGAAAUCCAGCACCGUAUGAGUUUUUUUUUUAUAUUUUUUUUUUAAAUACUACUUUCCAGAAUCUUUAAAUAAUAUUUACCUACAGUAGAAUUAUUCCUCAAACAAAUAAUGGGAUUCAAGGUUUUUAUUGAGACACAACACAUCAGCAGGUUCACAGCAACCUUAGAGUUCUGUCUAUGGCCGCGAGCUUACAUUAAUGGUUCACUAGACGGAAUCAUAGCGCAGCGUUAGUCAGUCUGGUGUAUAUACACGCUUGACUGAGGAGGUAUGAGGUAUGUGCCUCCUUAAAAAAAAAAAAAAAAGAUGACUGACCAUUAAUAUAUACUCAGCUUAUUCAAUGAACACACUUGAGGUCGAUGUUGCCGUCAAACACAGAUCUAUAUAUGAUCAGAUUUCCUCAACCUGAUAUUAAUGCUAACAGGGGGAUGAGAAAAUAUCUACUGCUGGAUCAGUGGUUAGUGGCCACUUCUUCCUAUGCUAAUAAGCACACCGUUUGGGUUUGAAGGUCAUAGCCCUGAGUAGAAUAGCCUACCUACAUUUGAGGUGCUCAUUUCAAACAUUGAAGAAAUCGUACUGUGAACUUGUUGCAUUUGGAAAAUAAAUAUAUUCUGCAAGUAUA